Messenger RNA from Herpailurus yagouaroundi (jaguarundi), 6591 nucleotides. It is a transcript of the gene ZNF654, whose product is annotated as zinc finger protein 654. The coding region runs from base 127 to 3519 and encodes 1130 amino acids. Gene Ontology annotation, cellular component: nucleus. The transcript is spliced from 9 exons. Lineage: Eukaryota; Metazoa; Chordata; Mammalia; Carnivora; Felidae. The record is from RefSeq and is a predicted model, not a curated record. Gene Ontology annotation, biological process: regulation of transcription by RNA polymerase II. Gene Ontology annotation, molecular function: DNA-binding transcription factor activity, RNA polymerase II-specific; DNA binding.
GCCGAGAGGCCCCUGUCCGGCUCGGGCGGAGGGAAGGGGGAGGGAACUAGAGGAGGAGGAGGUUAGCCGAGGCAGCUACAGCGGCGGCGGCGUAGGGGCUGGUACGCGCUGGGCGGCGAGAGCCUCAUGGCGGAGGAAGAGAGCGAUCAAGAGGCCGAACGCCUCGGAGAAGAGCUCGUGGCCAUUGUGGAGUCCCCGCCAGGCCCUGUUGGGCUCAGAGCUGCGGGUGACGGCAGAGGUGGCGCUGGCAGCGGCAGCUGCGGUGUCGGCGGCUUUGGGAUCAGCAGUCGGGAUUACUGCCGACGCUUCUGUCAGGUGGUUGAAGAUUAUGCUGGAAGAUGGCAGGUCCCUUUGCCACAGCUUCAGGUUCUUCAGACUGCACUUUGCUGUUUCACAUCAGCCAGUGCAUCAUUCCCAGAUGAAUGUGAGCACGUACAGUAUGUUUUGAGUAGCCUUGCUUUGAGCUUCUUUGAGUUGCUGCUGUUCUUUGGAAGAGAUGAGUUUUAUGAAGAGCCACUAAAGGAUAUUCUUGGAUCAUUCCAGGAAUGCCAGAAUCACCUCCGCAGAUAUGGAAAUGUGAAUCUGGAACUGGUGACUCGAAUCAUUAGAGAUGGUGGCCCAUGGGAAGAUCCAGUGUUGCAAGCUGUUCUUAAAGCCCAGCCAGCAUCUCAGGAGAUAGUGAACAAAUAUUUAAGUUCUGAAAAUCCACUGUUCUUUGAACUACGUGCCAGAUACCUAAUUGCUUGUGAACGCAUACCUGAAGCAAUGGCUCUUAUCAAAUCUUGUAUAAAUCACCCAGAAAUCAGCAAAGACUUGUACUUCCAUCAAGCACUCUUCACAUGUCUGUUUAUGUCACCUGUAGAAGAUCAACUAUUCCGGGAGCAUUUAUUGAAAACUGAUUGUAAGAGUGGAAUUGAUAUCAUCUGUAACACUGAAAAAGAAGGCAAGACUAUGUUAGCUUUGCAACUCUGUGAAUCCUUUCUUAUUCCGCAGCUCCAGAAUGGGGAUAUGUACUGUAUCUGGGAGUUGAUUUUCAUAUGGAGUAAACUUCAGCUUAAGUCUAAUCCUUCAAAGCAAGUUUUUGUAGAUCAAUGCUACCAGCUUUUAAGAACAGCAACUAAUGUGAGAGUCAUAUUUCCUUUCAUGAAAAUCAUUAAAGAUGAGGUUGAAGAAGAUGGCUUACAAAUCUGUGUCGAAAUAUGUGGUUGUGCCCUACAACUAGAUCUUCAUGAUGAUCCCAAAACUAAAUGUUUAAUAUAUAAAACAAUUGCACAUUUUUUGCCAAAUGAUUUGGAGAUCCUCAGGAUUUGUGCACUCUCAAUAUUUUUUCUUGAGCGCUCCCUGGAAGCUUACCAUACUGUUGAAGACCUUUACAAACGUCCAGAUGAGGAAUAUAACGAAGGCACAAGUAGUGUUCAAAAUCGAGUUCGUUUUGAAUUACUUCCCAUUUUGAAAAAGGGAUUGUUUUUUGAUCCUGAAUUCUGGAACUUCGUAAUGAUUAAGAAAAACUGUGUAGCAUUAUUGAGUGAUAAAUCAGCAGUUAGAUUUCUAAAUGAAAGUACACUGGAAAAUUCUACAGGUAAUCUGAAAAAGGCAGUGGAACAGCAAGGUUUAGAUGAAGGGCUUGACUCUCUUACCGAUCAGAGCACUGGAGAGCCUGAUCCUGAUGAUUUGUCUAGAGUGCAACCUAAGGGUCACAUUAAUACAAAGAAAAACCUUAUGGCUCUUAAUGUUUCCAAAGUAGAUCACAAUGUCCCAAGGCAUCGGUGUAUGUUAUGUAACAAGGAAUUUCUAGGCGGUCACAUUGUAAGGCAUGCCCAGGCUCAUCAGAAAAAGGGCAGUUUUUCAUGUGUGAUAUGUGGUAGGAAAUUUAGAAACAAAGGACUUAUGCAGAAGCAUUUAAAGAAUCAUGUUAAGAAAAUACAAAGACAGCAAAUUGCUGCAGCUCAACAGGAGGAUCAAGAAAUCCCCGCUGUGGAAGAAAUAAAUUGUUCCGAUGCUUUCAUUUCAUUUGAGAAUGGGAAUUCUGAUAAUAAGGAUUUGGAAGCAGACACAAUUACUGCUUCCAGUGAUGGAAACAAAGAGGUCAUCCCUGCACAUGUGGCUGAAUUCAUUGAAAUUCCCGUAAGUGUAUCCGAAGAUGUAAUUGAGAACAUGAUUGAAAAUGGGAAUCCUGAUACUUCUUUAAAUAAUGUCUCAGAACCUUUGCCUGUAUGUGAGGAUGACUAUGAGGAGGAAGAGGAUGAAGAAGGUGAUUAUGAAGAAGACGAUUAUGACCUGAAUCAAGAAACUUCCGUACUUCAUAAAAUCAAUGGAACUGUGUGCCAUCCAAAAGAGAUAUAUGCUACAGAUCAAGAAGGGAACUUUAAGUGCCCUGCUCUUGGUUGUGUCAGGAUAUUUAAAAGAAUCGGAUUUCUAAAUAAACAUGCAAGGACUGUACAUCCAACUGAUUUAAAUGUGCGGCAAACGGUAAUGAAGUGGAGCAAAGGAAAAUGCAAAUUCUGUCAAAGGCAAUUUGAAGAUUCUCAACAUUUUAUAGAUCACCUUAAUAGACACAGCUACCCAAAUGUGUACUUCUGUUUGCAUUUUAAUUGCAACGAGUCAUUUAAGUUGCCAUUCCAGCUUGCUCAGCACACAAAAAGUCACAGGAUAUUUCAAGCUCAGUGUAGUUUUCCAGAAUGUCACGAGCUUUUUGAAGAUCUUCCUCUGCUCUAUGAACAUGAAGCUCAGCACUAUUUGAGUAAAACACCAGAAUCCUCCGCACAACCAAGUGAAACAAUUCUUUGGGAUGUUCUUACAGACUCAAAUCCUAAUCAUCAGGAAAAAGACUCAUCUAGUAAUGAGAAACAAACUCUCACUCUGCCAGUUUCUACUAGCAAAUCAAGGAAAGAUUCCAUAGAACCAAAGACGUGUACAGAAAGUAUGGAGAAGAAAACAGAUGGUUUAGUUCAGAAUGGAAAUGAACAUUCUGACGACACUGUUUCUGAUAUAAGCUUGAUAGACCAAAAGAUGCCUGACAUAGAGCCAAAUUCUGAAAGUAAUUAUAGUAUUAGUGAUUUAGUCAAUGGACACAGUGGAACAGAGCAGACACCUUUAGUUUCGUCAGAGCCUGCUUUGAAAACUGAUACAAACAGAAUCAGGACAGAAAAUGGUUCCAUUUUACCCAGUGUUGUACCACAAGAACAUAAUACCCUGCCAGUAUCUCAGGCACCUUCCAAACCAAAUCUGACGAGUGAACAUACUUCAUAUGGCUUAAUUUUAACAAAGCCGUAUGUCAGACCACUGCCUCCCAGUUACCUUGAUGAACGGUACCUUAGUAUGCCAAAACGCAGAAAAUUUCUGACUGAUAGAGUAGAUGCCUGUUCUGAUCAAGAUAACGUUUGUAAAAAAUCCGUGAAAAGAUUAAGAUGUGGCAAAUGCCUGACCACCUACUGUAAUGCAGAAGCACUUGAGGCUCACCUUGCACAAAAGAAAUGUCAGACACUCUUUGGAUUUGAUUCAGAUGAUGAAAGUGCCUGAUAAAAAUGUUUCAGAAUGAUCUGUCGAUCAAGCAGUAGUGUGAGAAAAGCACUGCAAGAAAUUGCAUCAUCAGUUUGCUAUUUUCCUGAUGGCCUUAAUUUUCAAGCGGUCUUGGAUUUACUAAAGAUAAAGACAAAGCACAUUUUCUAGAAUGAACUCAGAGAGGAGAUGUGCUGGUUUAGACUCCAAAAGGGUUAUUAAAAAACUCCCAAAGUACCAGUUAUCCAGAAAACCACAUUUUUUAAAAAGUUGAUGACUAUUAAUGCAGCAUGUUCAGUUUUACCUAUGUGAGAAACAUGUUCGGGCAACUAGUCAGAAAGGAAAACCAGCUAUGGCCUUACAGAAAGGGAAAAGUUAACCGGUUAUUAAAAAAAAGGGGGGGGGGGCGUGGGGGUGGUUUACAAUAAACAGCUUAAAGUAUUCUACAAAAGAAAUUUGUUUUCUUGUCAUGCAUAAUCAGAUUAUGUCCUCCCCUUCUCGUCAAACACGGUUUAAAGAACAUUGGUAUUUGGUUUAUUAUAAUUUAAAAACUGAUACAUGAAAAUAAAAUUUGAUAUAUCACCAUGCUAUCCAUAAAAGAUUGUAACUUGUUUCCAGAUGAUUGAUUAGACAGGAUAGAGUUCAAUGAAUGGCAUGCCAGCACUGAAAAUUAAACAAAAGAAAACAAAACACUUUGCUAAUAAGCUCCACUUUCCAUUUUGGUAAUACCAAUGAGUUGUAUUUAAAGGCAGCAGUGUCCAAUAGAAAAAGAACCAUCAGUAACUUUGAGGAGAGAUGGGAGGAAUCUAAGACCAUUAAAGGCUAUCUAAUUGAAGGAAAACACUGAAUUGCAAAUAACUCAAUGUGAAUAAUGGUAUAAGCACACUGGGAUAUUUCUAUUUGUAUAUAGAGUAGUGUUAGGACAUUGCUUGAUGAUUCAUAGUAAGGUCCUUUUAGACAUUAAUGUGAGUUAUCUAAGUACAGUCCUAUAAAAAUAACUGGCUGUAAAAAAAAUAUGUCAGCUAAAUCAGGUCAAGAAUUCAUUGGUUUUAUUCAGUUAGGAGAGUUAAUUCUAAAAUAAGCCAUACUACUCAUGCUUUCUUAUUUAUUAGUGAUGAAUUUGGUCUGAAUAGUAAUUUUUAUAUAUAAAAGGAAAUAUGUACACAAAAAUUUGCACAGCAAGAACACAGUUAAGAUAUAUUGAUGCUUUUAUUUUCCUUGAUGACCAGUAGUUUUCCUAAGGAAGAUUUUAACUUACUAGUCAAUGAAUUGUUCAAACACAAAAUGUUUUUUAAAAUACCCUCUCAGAUAUGUUCCACUUGUACAUUCUCUAAAAGAGGAAAUUUAGUGAUCUUUUACCUAGUAGUGUGUUAAUCUACAGCAGGGAUAAAAUGAACAAAAAUACAAAGGCAAAUUCUUAAAAAAUGGAGCUACUAAUGUGCCAUCGUCAACCAAAUAUUCCAGUUAUUCAAACAGACAUGUUUUUGUUCAAAGCAGAUAAUCUUGUCAGACCUUAGUAUUAUAGCUUCUUUAAUGAAGUCACUAAGGAAGGGGCAUUUCUUCAAGGUAGCAUCCAGACUUUAUCAAGUUGGGAUAUCCAGGCCAUGAGGAUUUUAAAAAAUUCCCAAUUUUAUUAUUUAUUCAUUCACUACUAUGCAAGUGAUAGUCACAAGUCCAUUCCAAUCAAAUUUAAGUUUUUGUUUUGUUGUGUAGCCUACAUUAGGCUGUGGGAUUUACAUUUAAAUGACACAUAAGUAAAUGCAACUCAAUCAGAUUUUUAAAUCCGUUAAGGUCAACUAAAAAAAAAAAAUGUUUUCCAUAUUUCCUAAAGCUAAAAAUAUACUUGAGUUCUAUUUCAGUUCAAUAUAAAGUACAUCAUGUAAUAAAAAGUCUGUUUGGACACCAUUUGGACAGUGAGGUUUUUUUUUUUUUAAUAUAAUUUCUGCUUUGUAUAUUUUCCAGAAGUUUAAAAUUACAAUUUAGCAUUUUAUCACAUCUUUUAACUUUCACUUUUUAUAAGUUGUGACUAUUGACAUAAAUCCAUGUCUGAAAAUUGUUAUUUUUAUUCAUUAUGCAGUUCAUAUCAAGAGGUUUUAAACAUAUUCCACUUGUUAAUUUUAUCUUUAAUUUGAGGUUUUAUUUCUACUUUUGUGUUGCUAAAGGAAAACUAUUUCUGAAACAUUGAGAUCAAAUUGGCCUAUAAAUAAUUAAAUCAAGGAAUGUUUUAUAAAAAUCUAUUUGGCUAUGCUGUUCUAAACCUCUUUAUAUAAUCCUCAAAUAAUUGCUAUUGAAAGAAUGUGUACAUUUCAUCAUGUAUGUCUUAUAAAGCAUAAACUUACAUCAUUUUGCUUUUGUGGGGUGCAUAAACUUCCAACAGUUCUCAUUGGGGAUUUGGAAGAAAAGGAAGCUUUCUUAUUCCUCAGUUCUUCUCUUUUACUUUUCUACUUCUUCUAUUUUGAGGAUGUGUUUAUCUUACAUGGACCAAGUUUCAAUCUUUUUUUUUUUUUAAUAAAAAUUUCCUUCAAAACAUUAAAUAUUAACUUUCUGCUGUCUCAGUAAGGUCAAGAAAAUAGCAAAUCUGAAUUUUUGCUGCUCAGAUAUUACAAAAAAGAGGGAUCUCCGUGGACAAGGACACUGGUACUUUGGGCUCUAGCCAUAUCCAUUUUUUUAAACCACCGAUUAUAUGAGUAGAUAACUUAUAACACUGAACUUGUGAUUCUUUUCAAAUCACACUUGAAGGUUCAGCUGUACUCCUUUCAUGUUUGGUUUAAACUGUUGUAUGGAUGAAAAACCUAAAAGGGAUGAUAGUGUUUAUCUUUUAAUUUAUUUGGUACUGUAAAACACCUUUUCAGAAUGCCUAAAUGCUGCAUAUGCAUUUUGGAAUUGUUAAUAUGUGAAAGAUAUUACAGAUUCAGCAAGAAAGGAAAUUUGUGCUUCCUUGUUGAACAUUAAAUUAUUUUACUUUGCAUUUUAUAAGAGUACAAAUUAAAACUGAGCCAUUGAACUGCAAUAAUUCAACAAUAGCGUCUCAUUUCAAGAAAUUUUUUGUACUGUACAUAGACUUGUUCAAUAAAACAUUGUCCUUGUUGGUAA